This is a messenger RNA of Scomber scombrus (Atlantic mackerel), 4479 nucleotides long. RefSeq lists its product as uncharacterized. The transcript has 24 exons. The record is from RefSeq and is a predicted model, not a curated record. Gene Ontology annotation, molecular function: serine-type endopeptidase activity; calcium ion binding. Lineage: Eukaryota; Metazoa; Chordata; Actinopteri; Scombriformes; Scombridae. Bases 16 to 4299 code for a protein of 1427 amino acids. Gene Ontology annotation, biological process: proteolysis.
UUCAAUCAGGUCAGGAUGUUAAAAUUAAGUCUCCUGCUUCUCAAGUUUCUCCUGCUGCCCUACUCGACCUACUCACUGCUUCUGGGUUGGGUGGAGUCUCCAGGUUAUCCCAGUGGAUACUUGCCCCAUGCCAGUCUCAACUGGAGCAGGUGUGCCCCCAAAGGUCACACCCUCUCCAUCAGGCUCAUCCACCUGGACCUGGAGGACAGUCAAGACUGUGAAAACGAUGCCGUGAAGAUCUUUUCAAAUGGAAACCUGAUUUCCAUCCUGUGUGGGAAAAGAGAAUUUGAGGAGCUUCAGACCACAGUAAAUCCUGUGCUCCAGUCCUCCCCGGGCGGCUGCCUCAUUCUCUCCUUUCACUCUGACUUCUCUAACACCAAGAGGCACACCGGCUUCAGAGGCUUUUAUACUGUGCAAGACUUUGACGAAUGUGAGGACGACCCAGACAACGGAUGCACCCAAUUCUGUCACAACUUCAUCGGAGGGUACCGCUGCUCCUGUCGCCAUAGUUACCACCUGGGCGCAGACAAGCACACUUGCACGGUGAGCUGUAAUCAGGAUCUGUCAGGGCUGACCAGAGGUGAAAUCUCCAGUCCUUCCUGGCCUGGUUCAUAUGCAGAGAAUGCAAACUGCAAGUACACCCUGUCUGUGGACGACCACCUUCAGCUGGAGCUACACUUUUCUGACCUUUUCGACGUGGAGGAAAGCCCAGAUGGCCAGUGCAUAGAUGGACUGAGGAUUCACACUUCCUCUGGAACUCUGGGGCCAUACUGUGGCAACACUCCUCCCCGGUCUCCCCUCCUCACUCACUCAAAUCAAGUCCAAAUUACUUUCACCUCUGAUAGCUUCGGCACCAACAAAGGCUUCAACCUCCACUUCAAGACCACAGACAAGGUCUGUCCAUCUGUGGUAACUCCACACUCCACGGUGACCCCUGAGGAACCAGAAUAUCAUCAGGGUCAAACAGUAACAGUAACUUGUGAUGAUGGCCAUGAAUUGAACAUAAAAUCAAAGUCAUCACAGUAUCUGACAACAUGCCAGAGUACAGGCGUAUGGGCUCCCAGUUACAUCUGUGAACGUGUGGAUUGUGGUUUUCCUGAUAUCCCAGAAGAUGGCAUCCUUAAGGUGAUGGGCUCAGAUAACCAGCACACUCAGUAUACUGACCAAAUCCAGUUUCACUGCAGCUCAAACUACUACAAACUGGAGGGAGAUGAUACAUACAUUUGCAAUGCCAGUGGUCAAUGGCAAUCAAGCAGUGGCAAGACAGAGAUGCCAAAAUGCACUGAAGUGUGUGGGAUGCCUGAAAAUGAACCUCAAAGUACAGCUAGAAUUUUGGGGGGUAAGAUUGCAAAACUGGGAGAAAUACCUUGGCAUCUUCUCAUAAAAGAACCCAGCAGAGGAGGAGCAACACUGAUCAAUGACCGCUGGGCGGUGACAGCAGCUCAUGUAGUUGAACAUGUAGAGCAAACCUCUUUGCGCCUGUAUGGUGGACUGAUAGAUGGAAGAACAUCGUCAACUGACCCAAAUGUAGUUGUCAUUACCAGUGAGAAGAUCAUAAUUCAUCCCGGCUACGCAAGAAAUGUUAAUGACCGUACUAAUUUUGACAAUGAUAUUGCUCUCAUCAGAUUUGAUGCCAGGGUGAAUCUUGGCCCAAACCUCCUUACCAUUUGUCUGCCAGAGGGCACCAUUGACUUGGUGGAGGGUGAGCAAAGCACAGUGUCAGGCUGGGGAGUGACAGAUCGUGGUCGGUCAUCUGCCGUGUUAAGAUACACAACUAUUGGGGUCUACUCCCUUGAAGAUUGUCAGAAAACACCUGAGCUGUCACCUAACAACCCCAUGGUUUUCACUGACAACAUGUUCUGUGCUGGAGCAGAUGGGAAGGACAGCUGCGAGAAAGACAGUGGAGGUCCGUUUGUUGUGCCCAUGUUAACUGGAGGCAAUGGGCCUUACCGUCUAGCUGGCAUUGUGUCUUGGGGACCCCCAUGUCGGGAGAGGAAGUACAAAGGUUAUUAUACCAAAGUGAAGAAUUAUGUACCCUGGAUUAGAGACACAAUAGAUGCAACAGAAAAAUCACUGAAAGGCACUGUGGAAACAACAGACUUUGUAACAUUAAUGUUCCACUUGAAUGUGAGACGAUUGCUGCUACAGCAGCGGAAGAAUUCAAUCAUGAACAUGUUUAAUCCCAAGAUGGGGUGGACCUCCUGUCUCAUCUGUUUUCUGUAUGUGUCAGUGUGUGAAUGCUGGCCGCUGCCCGACUCUGAGCCUGUAAUGUAUGGGGAGGUCCAGUCUCCCCAGUAUCCCCAGCCUUACCCUUCCAACCUCCUGAAGCAGUGGGACCUCAGUGUACCUGAGGGCUACCAGAUCCGACUCACCUUCACACACCUGGACAUCGAAGCUUCUGCUGGCUGCUAUUACGAUGCCCUUACAGUUCUGUACGAUGAAAAGGUCCUGGGGAAGUUUUGUGGCCAAGAGAAUUCUGCAGAUGGGCGUCACCCAGGCAACCAGCCCAUCUUCUCUCUAAGCAACAGACUCACUCUCAUAUUACAAACAGAUGACAACAACCCAGAACGUCACCAGAAUGUUGGUUUCUCUGCACAUUAUCAAGCAAAAGACAUAGAUGAGUGUUCUAGGCCAGAACCAGGAGAUGGCCCACUCUGCUCUCAGAUCUGCCUCAACACCCUUGGCUCAUACCUCUGCUCCUGUCACCAUGGCUACGAACUUCGCUCAGAUCAGCGCACUUGUGUGUUGUCCUGCCAUGGUGGUAUAUUUGAUGAGCCAGAGGGACAUCUGUCCAGUCCAGGAUACCCACAUGCCCCACCUCAUGCUGUGUCCUGUCAGUAUAUUAUCUCUGUUGAACCAGGCUUCACUGUCUCUCUCAACUUCUCUGACAAAUUCCAGAUUGAGAGCGUGGACACUCAUCAAGGCCAAACCUGUCUCCAUCACUGGUUGGAGGUGACCAUCCCAGAAAAUGAGCCUGUGAAGCUGUGUGGUGGACAAAGCCCAGGUCUGAUAACCACAAACUCCAACACUGUCAGACUGGAGUACCACACUGAUGAUGAUGGCCAGAGCAACGGCUGGAACCUGGACUACAGCACACACAGAGUAAAAUGUCCAUUUCCUGGCAAUUUACCUAAAGGCAGGGUCACUCCUGUCUUAACUGAGUAUUUCUACAGAGACUACAUUUAUGUACGCUGUGACCAAGGAUACAAGCUGAUGAUGGAUGAUCAGGAGAUUGACAGUUUCUCUGCCAUGUGCCAAAACAACGGACAGUGGCACCUCCCUCUGCCAGAAUGCCGCAUAAUUGACUGUGGAGAACCUGAAGCAUUGCUGAAUGGAGGGUUGACCUUCCUGUCUGGCUUUCAGAAUCAGUAUCGCUCUGUUGUUCAGUACCACUGCAAUGAGCCAUUUUACUCUCUCCUUGGAGAUGUAAAUGUUAGCUUCACCUGUGAAGCAGAUAGAAGGUGGAGAUCCAACCAUGAUGUUAUUGUCACUCCAACAUGCAUACCAGUUUGUGGCAAGCCAACAACACUUAUCUCUGCCUAUCAGAGGAUCAUUGGAGGCAAAGAAGCUCCAGAUAAUACCAUUCCAUGGCAAGUACUACUGAAUAUAGAUGGAGGAAGAGGAGGAGGCAUGAUAAUUGCAGACCGCUGGGUUAUGACUGCAGCUCAUAACCUUAUACAUAAUGGACAGAAAGUACCAAUACAAACUGUGCGGAUUUUCAUGGGAGGUACUGAUGUGGAAGACAUCAGGGACUCUCGUGUUAAUGCUGACUCAAUCCAUGUUCACCCUGGUUACAACAACCCCAACAAUGUAGACUACAACAAUGAUGUUGCCUUGAUCAAAAUGGAACAACAGAUCACAUUCAACUCAUCUGUAAUGCCAGUAUGUUUGCCAGCAGAGGGGGCCACAUAUGUCACUGGCUUGAUGGGACUUGUCUCAGGCUUUGGCGUCACAGACAGAAAUGGCACACGGAUUUUAACAAAUAAGCUGAAGUACGUGCAACUUCCAGUGGUCAGCCAGGAGACAUGCAGAGAUUCAAUCAAUCUUCUGAAGAGGACAAAGAAAACCCCUCUGCCAACUCUGUCAGAUAACAUGUUUUGUGCUGGAGUCCCAGAAGGUGGAAAAGACUCCUGCCAAGGUGACAGUGGAGGACCGUAUGCUCUGGAUGAAAAUGGACAAUUCUGGGCUGCAGGUAUUGUCAGUUGGGGGAUCGACUGUGGAAAGCCAGGCAUAUAUGGAGUCUAUACCAGAGUCAUGAACUACGUAGACUGGAUCAAAAAGACCAUGGAAGAGAACUGAAUUUACUAUAAUUGAUAACAUGAUGUUAAAAUGCUGAUGAUCAAAACUAAAGUAAAAAUGAAAGCAAUAAAAAAGUAAUGUUGUUCUAAAUGUACUCUUGUGUACAGUUAAUGCAUACAUGUAUGUCAAGGAAAACUAUGAAUUAAGAUCUUCCUUUGACAAUAAAAUACAACAACAAUU